AAGAACCAAAACGAGUGUCGUCGUCGUCGCCGAGCUCUCAAGACACCACCGCCGAUCAGUCGCCGGAAAAUCCACCGCCACCAAAUUCUAGUUGCGAAUCAUUACCAGCGUUCCUAUGAGUUUAGUGUUGGAGUUUGAAGGGUUUGUUGAGUCUGUAGGACGAUAGUGUUGAGAUCUUGGAGGGUGGAAAGGAUACCGAAAGAUUUAGAAAUGGAUGAAAGGAUAGACAAAGUGUUUUUUGAGACGAAACGGCACAUUACUAGACCGUGUUCUCCUAAUUAUCCUCCUCAACAGGCAAAUGAUGGUGGUAAAGGGAACAUUCGAUCACUGCUUUCCUUUCGAGGUAUCAGUCAACUCAGAGAAAAAUGGAACGAAUACAAGCAACCAAAAAAAAUGAGAAGAUUGACAUCCUUGUUUAUCUCUCCAAGAGGUGAGCAUGUAGCUGUGGUUGCUGGAAAUCAGAUAACAAUUUUGAAGAAGGAGGAUGACUACUCAGAGCCAUGUGGGACUUUUACAAGCGGCAGCCCUGCUUCAUUUACAACAGGAACCUGGUCAGAAAGUCAUGAUGUUCUUGGUGUGUCUGAUGAUACCGAUACAUUAUAUUUUAUCAAAGCAAAUGGUUCAGAGAUAGUGAGAAUCAGCAGGAGGCAAUUAAAAGUAUCUCUACCAGUGAUAAGCUUGGUUGUGCUGGAUGAUUCUGAUGUACAGAAAUCUUGUUUGUGUAGUUUCAUUAUCAUUACAUCUGAUGGUUCCCUCCAGCAUAUUGAGAUUAGUCAGGAUCCAAGUUCCUCUAUCUAUUCUGCACAGACCUCACAUAAUGGACUAACUGUAAAGGGACAGUCCGCUCAUAUCGUUUUGUGUGUUGACUAUCAUCCAGAGCUUUCUUUGCUUGCUGGUGUCACAUUAACAUCAGGGUCUUGUUAUAUUUCUCUUUGGCGUAGAAGUGGGAUAAUUGAUCUGGAGCAGUUGUUUACUAUUCAGUUUGAUGGUUUUUAUUUCAAACCAAUAGCUCUUGGAAGUCAGCUAGCAUAUCCAAAGGUUCUAAUCUCACCACAAGCCAAAUUUGUGGCUACUUUAGAUCUGACAGGAAGGUUGCACGUAUUUAAGAUGGAUAAAGAAAGGUUUUCACUUUCAAAAUUUACAUGCAGAGAGAGAUACGAGUCACAAGUGACAAAUAAUUUGUCAAGUGGAGAAGGGAAAGAGUUAAUUGAUAUUGUUGACUUUACAUGGUGGUCCGACCACAUCCUUACUUUUGCAAAGCGGAGUGGCCUUGUGACCAUGCUUGACCUUCUAAGUGGGUUAGAAGUAGAGGAGAAUGGAACUGUAUAUUCUAAGCCUGUUUUAGAAAGAAUAAAGUUGUUUCAAGGAAAUCUGUUUCUUUUGGAAACUUUGACUUCUGAUGAGAGAUCUAGUUCUGAUGAAACUAAAGAUUCACAUACGAUGGAGUGGAUAACUAUGGACAGCCUUGACCAAAUUGACAUUUCCAGGUUGAACUGGAGCCUCGUAUCAUUUUCUGAGAGAUCCGUUGUUGAAAUGUAUAAUAUUUUACUUCGAAAUAAAAAGUAUCAAGCUGCCUUGGAAUUUGCUGAUCGUCAUGGGCUGGACAAAGAUGAAGUUAUAAAAUCACAAUGGUUACACUCCAACCAAGGAGCAAAUGAAAUAAGUACAUUCUUGUCAAAGGUUAAGGAUAAACAUUUUGUACUCUCUGAAUGUGUUGAAGAGGUUGGACCAACAGAAGAUUCUGUGAGGGCUUUGCUUGUACAUGGGCUGCACAUAACUAACCAGUAUAGGUUUUCUGAACCAGAAAAUACUGAAGGUAGCCAAAUUUGGGAUUUCCGCAUGGCUAGACUUAAGUUAUUGCAAUACAGUGACAGGUUGGAGACAUAUCUCGGGAUAAAUAUGGGCAGGUUUUCUGUGCAGGAAUAUAGCAAAUUUCGAGUCAUGCCUAUAAAAGAAGCUGCCGUAACACUUGCUGAGAGUGGGAAAAUCGGAGCUUUAAACCUUCUGUUCAAGCGUCAUCCUUAUUCAUUGGCUCCUUAUGUAUUGGAGAUUUUAGGUUCUAUCCCUGAAACAAUUCCUGUGCAAACAUAUGGUCAACUUCUUCCUGGGAGGUGCCCUCCUACAAAUAUAGCAAUGAGGGAAGUGGAUUGGGUUGAAUGUGAGAAAAUGAUAAGUUUUAUCAACAAGACAACCAGGGAUCAUGAGAUCAAUAUCCAAAUCCAGACUGAGCCUAUAGUCAAGCAGUGCCUAGGAUCUGUUUGGCCAUCCAUUAAUGAACUUUCAAUGUGGUACAAGAAGAGAGCUAGGGAUAUUGACACUCUUAGUGGGCAGCUAGACAAUUGUAUCUCUUUGCUUGAGUUCGCUCAUCACAAAGGUGUUCAUGAGUUGCAGCAGUUCCAUGAGGAUGUCUCUUACCUGCACAAACUUAUUUAUUCUGAUGAGAGUGGUGGUGAAGUAAAUUUGAGUCUUGUCAUGUGGGAAGAAUUAUCUGAUUAUGAUAAAUUUAAAGCGAUGCUUAAAGGAGUUAAAGAAGAGAAUAUGAUUGCAAGAUUCCAUGAUAUGGCAGUUCCAUUUAUGCGAGAUAGGUUUCAUUAUACAACCUCUGUUUCUCAAGGUUGGUUGACAGAUGACCAUCAUGCUGCAGAUGGUAAUAAGGACGAGUCAUUUCUGGUUCGAUGGCUGAAGGAAGCUGCUUAUGAGAACAAAUUGGACAUUUGCUUGCUGGUAAUAGAGGAAGGGUGCAAAGAUUUCCAAAGUAGCAGCCUAUUCAACGAUGAGGUUGAAGCUAUAGAUUGUGCACUGCAGUGCAUUUAUCUGUGCACAUCUACAGAUAAAUGGAGUACAAUGGCAGCUAUAUUGUCAAAACUUCCACAAAUGCAAGGUAGUGAAAUAUCUUUUGAGAGUCUGGAGAGAAGAUUGAAACUGGCGGAAGGCCAUAUUGAUGUUGGGAGACUCCUUGCAUUUUAUCAGGUACCAAAGUCGGUGAACUUUUUCUUAGAGUCUCAUGCAGAUGGAAAAGGUGUAAAGCAAAUUCUUCGCCUUAUAAUUUCAAAGUUUAUACGUCGGCAGCCUGGUCGUUCAGAUACUGAUUGGGCAACCAUGUGGCGGGAUAUGCAAUGCAUUAGGGAAAAAGCAUUUCCUUUUCUGGACUUGGAGUAUAUGUUAAUGGAAUUUUGCAGAGGACUGCUGAAAGCUGGGAAGUUUUCUCUUGCCAGGAAUUAUUUAAAGGGUACAAGUUCAGUUGCUUUGGCAUCAGACAAGGCUGAGAACCUUGUCAUUCAAGCUGCAAGGGAGUAUUUUUUCUCAGCUUCAAGCCUUUCUUGUCCCGAAAUCUGGAAGGCUAAGGAAUGCCUCAAUAUAUUUCCAAGCAGUGGAAACGUUAAAGUAGAGUCGGAUAUUAUUGAUGCACUUACAUUUAGACUUCCCAGUCUAGGAGUGACUCUCUUACCCAUGCAAUUCAGGCAAAUAAAAGAUCCAAUGGAGAUUAUCAAAAUGGCAAUCACAAGUCAAACUGGUGCAUAUAUACAUGUUGAUGAACUCAUUGAAAUUGCCAAACUACUUGGAUUGAGCUCUCCAGACAACAUAUCUUCUGUUCAGGAAGCUAUUGCCAGAGAAGCUGCGGUUGCUGGUGAUCUGCAAUUGGCACUUGAUCUCUGUCUUGUUUUGGCUAAGAAAGGACAUGGUCAUAUUUGGGAUUUAUCUGCUGCAAUAGCAAGGGGUCCUGCGCUUGAAAACAUGGAUAUAAAUUCUCGAAAGCAGCUACUGGGUUUUGCUUUAAGUAAUUGUGAUGAGGAAUCAGUUAGUGAGUUGCUCUAUGCAUGGAAAGAUCUAGAUUUGCAAGGUCAGUGUGAAACAUUAAUGAUGUUGAGUGAGACAAAAUGUCCAGAUUUCUCAAUUCAAGGCUCCUCGAUCAUUACAGAUUCAGCCCACAGUAUACAAGAUAUAAUCAAGCUAAAAGGUUGCUUGGAAAUGGUUGAGGGAGCUAGUUGUGAUGACCAAGAAGUUCAUAUUAGUAACAUUAAGAAUUCACUUUCUGCUGUUACUAAAAACCCGCCUAUUGAUAAUGGUACCAAUUUGGAAUCACUUUUGAGAGAAAAUGGAAAAGUUUUGUCUUUUGCUGCCAUACAGCUUCCUUGGUUGCUUGAACUAAGCAGGAAAACAGAACACUGUAAGAAGCGAAAUACUAAUGUGAUUCCUGGAAAGCAGUAUGUCAGUGUAAGAACACAGGCUUUGGUAACCAUUCUCUCCUGGUUGGCAAGACAUGGUUUAGCUCCUACAGACAAUGUGGUUGCCUCUCUUGCAAAAUCUAUUAUUGAACCACCUGUUACUGAAGAGGAAUAUAUAGCCAGCUGCUCCUUUCUCUUGAAUCUGGUGGAUCCAUUGAAUGGGGUUGAAGUGAUAGAAGAGCAGCUUAGAACAAGGAAGGAUUACCAAGAAAUAUCUAGCAUCAUGAAUGUGGGGAUGACAUAUAGCUUAUUAUAUAGUUCUGCAAUUGAGUGUGAAAGUCCUAUGCAAAGGAGGGAGCUGCUAUUGAGGAAGUUUAAAGAGAAGCACACACAAUCUAGUACUGAUGAAUUUGACAAAUUUGACAAGGUAAAGUCUACCUUUUGGAGAGAAUGGAAGCUGAAAUUAGAAGACCAAAAGCGCGUUGCAGAUCACUGUAGAGCAUUAGAGAAAAUAAUUCCUGGUGUUGACACAACACGCUUUUUGUCUCGAGACUUUAAUUACAUUGGGAGUGUUGUUCUUCCCCUGAUCGAUUCUGUAAAGUUAGAGAAAAAGCACAUUUUAAAGGACAUUCUGAAAUUAGCUGAUGGCUAUGGCUUGAAUCGUGCAGAGGUCUUUUUACGAUAUCUAAGUUCUGUCCUUGUCUCUGAGGUAUGGACAAAUGAUGAUAUCACAGCUGAAAUUUCUGAAUUUAGAGGAGAAAUAGUUGACCAAGCUGUUGAAACCAUCAAAGCGAUCUCCUCUGCUGUGUACCCUGCAGUCGAUGGAUGCAACAAGUUGCGCCUUGCUUACCUGUUUGGUCUCCUUUCUGACUGCUACUUGCGACUGGAAGAAACCGGUAAAAAAUUACCAAUAAUACAUCCUGAUCAAGCACAUGUCUCUGGUUUUGGAUUAUCUCGUUUUUACAGGUUGGUGGAGCAAGAGUGCGUAAGAGUUGCCUUUAUUGUGAACCUGAACUUUAAAAAUAUUGCUGGAUUAGGUGGUUUGAACUUUAAGUGCUUAAGCUCUGAAGUCUACAUGCAUGUCUAUGAUAGUAGCUUGGAAGCUUUGUCAAAGAUGAUACAGACUUUUACCAGCAUAUAUUCUGAUCCGUUGCCAGAGGGUCUCAUAACAUGGCAGGAUGUCUACAAACAUUAUAUAUGGAGUUUGCUGACAGCUUUAGAGACUAAAGCUGGAACAGCUUCCAUCAUCAAAAGCACUGAAACUCUUCAAGGUUUUGUAUGUCAACUUGAGCAGAGCUAUGAAUAUUGCAGAAGGUAUAUCAGACUCUUGGCACGUGUAGAUUCUUUGAACAUUAUGAAGCGGUAUUUCACAAUAAUCCUACCUCUUUUUGGUUCUUAUGGGGGUCUACCAGAUAACUCGGCAUUGCAAGAAUGUCUUAUAAUUCUCUUGAACUUUUGGAUAAGAUUGAUUGAUGAGAUGAAGGAGAUUGCAUCCCAUGAGGAUGCUAGACCAAGCCUCAAGCUCAAUCUAGAUUGCUUAUUGCAUUGUCUAAAAGUUUGUAUGAGGUUGGUAAUGGAGGACAGUGUCUCCCCUAGUCAGGGGUGGGGCACACUUGUCAGCUUUAUCAAGCAUGGUUUAAUUGGUCAAUCUGCUUCUGAACUUUAUUUAUUCUGUAGAGCGAUGAUUUUUUCUGGUUGUGGAUUUGGACCUGUGGCUGAAGUAUUUUCUGAAGCAGUAAUUCGGGGUCCAACUGGUUUCACGUUGGUGGGAGACAGAGAAAUCCAGGAACUCCCCCAUCUCUACUUGAAUAUCUUGGAACAUAUUUUACAGGAUGUGGUCAUUAGUGAAUCCCAGGAAUACCAGAAUUUAUACCAGCUUUUGUCCUCUUUGAGUAAAUUAGAAGGAGAUUUGGAGGAUUUGGAUAAGGUCAGGAAUAUAAUUUGGGAAAGAAUGGCUGAGUUCUCUGAUAACCCGCAGCUUCCCGGUUCCAUUCGAGUGUUUGCUUUAGAGCUGAUGCAAUACCUGACAGGAAAAAAUAUAAAGGGUUUCUCUGCUGGGAUACAAUCUAGUGUUAUACCGUGGGAAGGAUGGGAUGAGGUGCACUUUACAAAUAAAAAAAGUGAAACUACUGCCAAUCAGGGUUUGGCAGAUCAUAAUGAUAGAUCGAACAGGUUUACAAGUACAUUAGUUGCCCUCAAAUCAUCUCAGCUUGUGGCAAAUAUCUCACCCACCAUGGAAAUUACCCCAGAUGAUCUCUUGAAUCUGGAGACAGCUGUUUCUUGCUUCCUAAAGUUGUGUGAUGUUGCUCAAAAUUAUUCCCAUGUUGAAUCUCUGCUUGCUGUGUUGGGAGAAUGGGAAGGAUUUUUCUUGGUGAGGGACGAUAAGGAAGCCUCUGUAGAAGUAUCUGAUGCUGGAAAUGACUGGACUGAAGAUAACUGGGACGAAGGAUGGGAGAGUUUCCAGGAAGUAGGGCCUUCUGAGAAAGAAAACGAGAGUUCUAUUUCCAUUAACCCACUGCAUGUGUGUUGGUUGGCGAUCUUCAAGAAACUCAUAACGCUCUCCCAUUUUAAAGUUGUCCUAAGACUGAUUGACCGGUCCUUAAUUAAAUCUGGUGGGAUAUUGCUUGAUGAAGAAGGUGCAAAGAGCUUGAGCCAGAUCGUUCUUGAAAUAGAUUGCUUCAUGGCUUUGAAGUUGGUGCUAUUACUGCCUUUCAAACCACUACAGUUGCAGUGUUUGGCUGCUGUUGAGGACAAGUUGAAGCAAGGAGGCAUCUCUGACACGAUUGGUGGAGACAUCGAGUUUUUAAUGCUUGUAUUAUUCUCUGGUGUCGUGUCCUCCAUCAUUUCUAAUUCUUCCUAUGGUAACACUUUCUCUUAUAUCUGCUAUUUGGUUGGGAACUUAUCCCACAAGUGUCAAGCAGCUCAGUUACAAAAUCAGAGGCAGAAAGGAAACAGUGCAUUGGGAGAAAAUGAGAGAUCCUUAUUGCUCUUUCGAAGAGUACUCUUCCCCUGUUUUAUUUCAGAGCUUGUGAAGGGAGAUCAGCAGCUUCUAGCAGGACUCGUUGUUACAAAAUUUAUGCACACAAAUGCAUCACUUAGCCUUGUUAAUAUUGCCGAGGCAAGUCUCGGAAGAUUUCUGGAGGUGCAGCUUAAUGUUCUACAUGACAAAUCCACUCCGGAUGAGACGCAUUCACAAGAUGCAUUGCAGAACACUAUUUCCAGUUUGAGAGGCAAGAUGGAAAAUCUGAUCCGACAUGCAUCGUCAUUGCUUUCAACUAACGUUAGAUGAAAAGGCAUUUUAGUUUUCUUUUCCUCUAAAUGAAAAUAGUAAUGAGAAUUUGGUAGUUCGCUGUAUAUGUUAAUAUGUUUGUCAGGUGGAAAUUGUAUUUGUAGCUGGUGAUCUGUUGGGUCUAAAGGUUUCGUUGCAAAUAUUGGUAUUGGCUCAGUUACACAAGCAGACUGUGGUGUCUUUCUGAUCA
Messenger RNA from Rosa rugosa (rugosa rose), 7645 nucleotides. RefSeq names its product MAG2-interacting protein 2. Gene Ontology annotation, biological process: retrograde vesicle-mediated transport, Golgi to endoplasmic reticulum. The transcript has 14 exons. The coding region runs from base 211 to 7455 and encodes 2414 amino acids. Gene Ontology annotation, molecular function: SNARE binding. NCBI's taxonomy places the organism in Eukaryota, Viridiplantae, Streptophyta, Magnoliopsida, Rosales, Rosaceae. The record is from RefSeq and is a predicted model, not a curated record. Gene Ontology annotation, cellular component: endoplasmic reticulum membrane; Dsl1/NZR complex.